Molecule: messenger RNA, 1383 nt
Organism: Hemisphaericaspora subhashii
Lineage: Eukaryota; Fungi; Ascomycota; Pichiomycetes; Serinales; Debaryomycetaceae
Exons: 1
Coding region: 1-1383 (460 amino acids)
Biological process (GO): protein refolding; response to heat
Cellular component (GO): cytoplasm
Molecular function (GO): Hsp70 protein binding; ATP binding
Source: RefSeq, a predicted model, not a curated record
AUGGAAGACUUAUAUGAAAUAUUAGGACUAGAUUCUAGUGCUACUAGUAUAGAAAUUAAAAAAGCUUAUAGAAAACUUGCAUUAAAAUAUCAUCCUGAUAAAGCAACUCAUGAAGAACGAGAAAUCGCCGAAGCUAAAUUUAAAGAAAUAUCAUUUGCUUAUGAAAUAUUGAUUGAUGAACAUAAGAGAGAUGAAUAUGAUCGAUAUGGAACUACUGGUGGGAAUGGAUUUGGUGGACAUCAUCAUGAACAUGAAUAUUCCGGUAAUCCAUUCGAACAAUUUUAUGGUGGUAGUGGUAAUGAAUAUGGUGCUAAUGACUUUUAUGACUUCUUCAAUAAUAUGAAUCAACAACCUAAUGGACACGGUGGACCAAGAAGAGCAAAUAGAACAGAAGAUGGACAUAUUGAAAUUGAGGUGACAUUGGAGGAUUUAUAUAAGGGGAAAACUAUUAGAACUACUUCAACUCGUAAUAUAAUCUGUACAACUUGUAAAGGAACAGGAGCUAAACCAUCAGCGGUUUUAAAGACAUGCACUGGAUGUAAAGGUGAAGGAAGUGUUAAAAAGAUAAGACGAGUGGGACCAGGGUUGAUGACUCAAGAGAUUGUUGAAUGUUCAACUUGUCAUGGAAGUGGGAAAAUCCAUCGUCCUAAAGAUAGAUGUAAGACAUGUCGUGAAAAGAGAAUAAUAGAAGAAACUAAGAUAUUAGAGUUUGAAAUUGAAAAAGGAUCACCAAAUACAGGCAAAAUCGUUAAAGAAGGUGAAUCUGAUCAAUCACCAGGUAAAGAAACUGGUGAUAUCAUACUUAAUUAUACUUGUAAAGAGCAUGCAUAUUUUGAAAGAAAAGGUGAUGAUUUAUUUACUAAAUUUAAAGUUCCAUUAGUUGAUGCAUUAUGUGGAUUCUCAAAACUUGUUGCUAUACAUUUAGAUGGAAGAGGAAUUCAAAUUGCAACUCCAAGGGGGAAAGUUAUUAGACCUGGGGAUUUAUUGAAAUUAGAAGGAGAAGGUAUGCCAAAAUUAGAUAAGAAAUCUAGUUCUUGGUUUGGUAGCAAUUCUUCUACAUUUGGAAGAGGUGAUAUGUAUGUUGAAAUUGAAAUUGAGUUCCCAACUGAUAAUUGGUAUGUUGAAAAGAAUGAUAUUAUGAAAAUAAAGAAUAUCCUUCCUACUGAACUUCAAAAUAAAUCAGAUAUAAAGCAGCAAGAAUUGAAAGCUCAUGCUGUACCUGACGCAAGUGUUGAAAUCUAUGCCGAUUUCGAAAUUAUUAAUAGAAAUGAAUUACCUUCUUAUGAACAACAAAGAGAACAUGAUACUAAUGGUCAUGCUAGAGGUCACGAUAAUACAUAUGAACAAAAUGGGUAUGCUGAACCAGAAUGUACUCCACAAUAG